Messenger RNA from Scophthalmus maximus (turbot), 4220 nucleotides. It is a transcript of the gene hmgcs1, whose product is annotated as 3-hydroxy-3-methylglutaryl-CoA synthase 1 (soluble). Gene Ontology annotation, biological process: acetyl-CoA metabolic process. The transcript has 10 exons. Gene Ontology annotation, molecular function: hydroxymethylglutaryl-CoA synthase activity. The record is from RefSeq and is a predicted model, not a curated record. The coding region runs from base 163 to 1713 and encodes 516 amino acids. NCBI's taxonomy places the organism in Eukaryota, Metazoa, Chordata, Actinopteri, Pleuronectiformes, Scophthalmidae.
GUUCUGAUUGGACGAGGAAGCCAGGUGUUGUAGUUCAGUGGGCUGUUCGCUGCUUCGUGACAUCGUCAUAUAUAAAUAUACCGAGCGGCCGCGGCGGCGACACACACCGACACGCACCGGGGGAAGCUCACCGCCAGCUGCGCUUCACUUCACACAGUCACGAUGCCUGGAUCAGCCUCAGUCAGUUGCUCGGGACCAUGGCCCAAAGACGUGGGCGUCAUCGCCAUGGAGCUGUACUUCCCGGCGCAGUACGUGGACCAGGCGGAGCUGGAGCAGUUUGACGGCGCGUCGGCCGGCAAGUACACGGUGGGCCUGGGCCAGGCCCGCAUGGGCUUCUGCUCGGACCGCGAGGACAUCAACUCGCUGUGUCUGACCGUGGUCCAGCGGCUGAUGGAGCGCAACGGCCUGUCCUACGACAGCGUGGGCCGCCUGGAGGUCGGCACCGAGACCAUCAUCGACAAGUCCAAGUCGGUGAAGACGGUCGUAAUGCAGCUGUUCGAGGACUCGGGCAACACGGACGUGGAGGGCGUCGACACCACCAACGCCUGCUACGGCGGCACGGCGGCGCUCUUCAACGCCGUCAACUGGGUGGAGUCGAGCUCGUGGGACGGCCGUUAUGCUCUGGUGGUCGCCGGUGACAUCGCCGUCUACGCCACAGGAAGUGCCCGACCCACCGGGGGUGCUGGUGCCGUGGCCAUGCUGGUCGGCCCCAACGCUCCUCUGGCCUUUGAGCGAGGUCUGCGAGGAACUCACAUGCAACACGCGUACGACUUCUACAAGCCCGACCUGGUGUCGGAGUAUCCGGUGGUGGACGGCAAGCUGUCGAUCGAGUGCUACCUGAGCGCCUUAGACCGCUGCUAUGCUGUGUACCGCAACAAGAUCCACGCACAGUGGCAGAGAGAGGGUUCGGAGAAGCGCUUCACCCUUGAGGACUUUGGUUUCCUCGUCUUUCACUCUCCGUACUGCAAACUGGUGCAGAAGUCGUUGGCCCGACUGAUGCUGAACGACUUCCUGAGCCACCGCGGCCCGAACACGGAGACGGGACCCUUUGCCGGCCUCGAUGCCUUCAGAGAUGUGAAACCAGAGGAGAGCUACUUCGACCGGGACGUGGAGAAGGCGUUCAUGAAGGCCAGCUCCGAUCUGUUCGAGAGGAAGACCAAAGCCUCCCUGCUCGUCUCCAACGAGAACGGGAACAUGUACACGCCAUCCGUGUACGGCUGCCUGGCGUCACACAUCGCACAACACUCUGCGUCGCAGAUCGCAGGACAGCGAGUCGGAGUUUUCUCCUACGGUUCGGGAUUCGCUGCCACUCUGUAUUCUCUCCGAGUCACACAGGACCACACACCUGGAUCUGCUCUUGAUAAACUGGUGUCCAGCCUGAGCGACUUGAAGCUGCGUCUGGACUCGAGGAGGAAGGUUUCACCCGCCGUCUUCUCUGACAUCAUGAAGCUGAGGGAGGAGACUCACCACUUGGCGAGCUACGUCCCUCGAGGCUCGGUGGACGAUCUGUUCCCGGGAACGUGGUACCUGACAAGAGUGGACGAGAAACACCGGCGGGAAUACGCCCGCAGUCCUCUGGACCGUGACCUGCCGGCAGAGCCUGAGCUCCUUGCUCGCGCCAACGCAACAACAGAGCACAUCCCGAGUCCCGUCAAGAAGAUGCCUCGCAUCCCGGCCGCCGCCGCCGGCCCAGAGGCUGCGGUCAGCAACUGAGAGCUGGUCUUAACCUCCGAGAGGUAUCGAACCACAGACUUUAUAUGACACCAGAAGGUGUCACCCACCGCCCACAUCAUCAUCAUCAUCGUAUGUUAAAACUUCACUUGUGUCGGACAGAGCGGAGCUCCACUGUCCUGCCUGGUCUCCUCCCACCAUCGCCCCCUGCUGGAUGUCCACACGAAAACUAUCACAGUAACUUUUCAAUUAGAUGUAUUCUAAUUUUACACUUUUCUUUUUACAUAUAUGCUCGCAUUUGUGGAACAAAAUGGCGGUUGUUAAUCUGGGAGGGGCCCCGGCAGAUGUUUGUCAGCGGAGCGGACUUCCUGCUGGCAGCUGGCCGCCAGGGACAGGAAGAGGAAAUGAAUAUAAUUAAUCAGGCCUCCUGCUGAUGAAAAGAAAAGAAAGGCAUCGGGGGUGGGGCCUCAACUUCUGUGUUUAUGUAUCUGAUAAUGCUGCUGCUGCUGUCGCCAUGGCAACCCAGCGUGAGGCAGAGUCCGGGAGAUGAACAAUGGUGACUCGCUGGUUUUAGUCUUAAUCUUAAUCCAGAGAUUCACAUGACGUCAGCCUGUUUUUUUUCUUUUCGCCUCCAGUUACUCAUAAACGUCGGAACCUCAUCGGGGUUCACUUCACUUCUCUUCAGCCCGGUCGUUCUCUAAUUAAAAACAGCUGGAGGACAAUCUGCCGUAAUAACACCCUUAUAUAUUUCAUCUUUACGUAAAAUGAGUCGUCGGUUAAUCAGAAAAUAUUUGUUAAUGACCUCAUCAUUUAAACUCUUGAAUCUCCGGGGUUUUUUUCCUGUUGGUUCAUUGAUGAUGACGUCACUCGUUUUCAGACCAAGGUGAUAAAUUCCUAUAACGUGAAAUGUUUCACAUUAUAAUCUAAUAAAUUUAUUCGUCGUGAUAAUGUAAAAAAACCCACAUUAUUAAUUGUAUAAAUAAUUAUAAUGUGAUGUUUCAUUCCAUUACAACAUAGAAACUCAUGUUAUAAGGUGAAAAGCUUAACGACAUGUCUUUCACGUUUUAACUCGAUUUUUACGUUAUAAAGGGAUAAAUUGUUUUCAAGUAAAAGAUUUUAAGUUUUAACGUGAUCAUUUCCUGUAUUAGUAUGAAUAUGAAAUGUUUCAUGUUAUUAGAUUUUUUUUACGAUAGCAGAUAUUAUAAUGUUAAAAUGUAAUUUAUUCACGUAAAACAUUUCACGUUGUGACAUAAUACAUUUCUAUAUUGUAAUAACAUGUUUAACGACAUACCGACUAAUCAGUUUUUAACAAACUAUGUUUUUUAUUCACCUAAAACAUUUACGGAAUAGAUCAUAAAAAAAUGUCUACUAUGGAAAUAUUUUUACGUUAUAAUUGUAUCUCGUAAUAACGUGAAAACAAAACAGAAUUUACUGUAAUAACGAGAUGUUUUCACGUCAUUGGAAGAACUAGAUGAUUAUAAUAGAUGUAAUUAUCAGUGGUAGCCAUUUUUCUUUCGUCAAACCACUUUGUAAUGUCAUUUCUUUUUCUUUCUAGUGUCGAUACAUGUGUAGCAACAUGUACAGUCACAGUUCAACAUCUGUAGAAUCAUCAGUGGGUUUCAGAUUUCUCUGAAGCAGAUUUUUAAAUGUGCUAUUAUGAAACAGUGAUUAUUAAUAUCAAGGUUGGUUUGUUCUCACUGUAGCUGAAGUGUAACAGGAUUUCACCCCGAACCUUAAAUGACAAAGGGCUGACGUUUGAACUCGUCGUAGAUCAGGAGACUGAGCGGUUUCAAAUGACAAAAAUAUUAAAGACAAACAUCUGUUGACAUGGAACUCGGACAGGAAACAUCAGCCUUACUUUAAGGAUUUGUUUGUUGGUGUCUUCCACAGAUUGUAAAUAAAGAUGGACGACACGUCUCCACUUCGUCCCGUUGUACAAAAAAAGGAAGCCAAAAUGUCUCUAAUACGAACGCCACCAUCUUGUUCUGGUUGUGUCACAUCAGAAACACCUUAAACGUAUACUUAAAUAUUUUUACUUUGGUCCAUGUCCCAUCUGCUAACAUGGAGGUGGGUGGGGCUUAUGACCUGUACAGCAGCCAGCCACCAGGGGGCGAUCCAGUCAUUUUGGCUUCACUUUUUCGCAGCCGUCACGUCGUUCAUGUCCAUCUUUAUUUUACCGUCUGUGCUUUGCUUCCUGCUCUAACGAUCCGAGCGGUCGUGUCGGUCGACGGCGAGGUGACCUCGCUCUGGAGAAGCCUUACAACAACACACGUCUAUGAUUUGUAAUUUUUUUCCUCCAAUAAUGUACAGAUAUUCUUUUUAAUUGUACAGUCAGACUCGGUUCCUCCGGCGUCGGGCUCGGUGCGAUGCGACCGUAGCAGGAAGUGUGUGUGUCAGGCCCGUCGCCGAGGUCACGUGAUCUUUACACAUGUACAGUACAAACUGUAAGAUUAUUUAUGCUGCGUAGCUUUGAAUGAGUGAAUGCAGAUGGAUUUUAUGCAGAUGCUCUGUGUAAACCUGUAGAUUCAAAAUAAAUGGGACUUUCAACA